Messenger RNA from Meleagris gallopavo (turkey), 739 nucleotides. The record is from RefSeq and is a predicted model, not a curated record. Lineage: Eukaryota; Metazoa; Chordata; Aves; Galliformes; Phasianidae.
AAUAUUUUGUUCAAAUGCAUGUUUAAGAGGAUAUUCCUUGUUCCAGAGGAACAGCGCGCUCCCUGAUGAGGAAAACGUUGCUAGACUACAAGAAGAACUGAUUGCAGUAAAACUAAGAGAAGCAGAAGCUUUAAUGGGUCUCAAAGAACUAAGGCAGCAAGUCAAAGACUUGGAGGAACACUGGCAGCGUCACCUAGCUCGCACCACUGGGAGGUGGAAAGAUCCUCCAAGAAAAAAUACAGUGAAUGAACUGCAGGAUGAGCUGAUGACAGUCCGACUGAGAGAAGCAGAAACUCAGGCUGAAUUGAAAGAAACCAAGCAAAGAAUGAUGGAGAUGGAAACACAGAGUCAGAUCAAUAAUAACCAUUUGCGAAGGGCAGAGCUGGAGGUCACCAGCCUGCAAGAAAAGGUACAGUAUCUUACUGCACAGAACAAAGGCCUUCUUGCUCAGCUGAAUGAAGCAAAACGUAGACAAGCGGAGAUUGAAUGUAAGAGUAAAGAAGAAGUGAUGGCAGUGCGGCUCCGUGAGGCAGACCGCAUAGCAGCUGUGGCUGAACUCCAGCAGCACAUUGCUGAAUUAGAAAUCCAGAAAGAAGAAGGAAAGAUUCAAGGGCAGCUUAAUAAAUCUGAUUCUAACCAGUAUAUCAGAGAACUGGAAGAUCAGAUAGCUGAGCUGCAUCACGAGGUAAGUGGUAAAAUACUGCCUGAUAUAUUUUACCUUUAGUCAUAUCUUUUAAAU